Messenger RNA from Mycena citricolor, 1722 nucleotides. Lineage: Eukaryota; Fungi; Basidiomycota; Agaricomycetes; Agaricales; Mycenaceae. The record is from the annotation of a GenBank genome assembly.
CGACCGCCCACCUUGGCCCAUCCCCCCAGCCUUCUUCCCGUUCUUCACCCACGAUGCAGUCCAUGAUCCACUUCCCCCCACCCCACCGUGCGAUCGAGAAUGCCGAAGACUGGAACGACGGCUGGGAGAAAGUCCUGCGCCUGCCGCAACUCGCGCCAGCCAGAGCCCCGUACUUCGUCUACGGGUCGAUGCUGCACAACAUCCGGAUGGACGCGGAGGACGCGGUGCAGGACAUGAUGUUCCAUCUCGACGAGAUGAAGUCGCUGACGCUCUCUGCGCAACGCAUGCUCGCCAUCAAAGCCGUGCAGCAUCUGGCGAACGACGACUUCGAGCGGCGCUGGCUGGAAGCGAGCCCCGCCGAGCGCAGGAAGCACCUCAUGUUGGCCUUCGUCAAGUCCUGUGGGAACUCGGAUGGGCUGAAUUCUGCCCGCACAUCGUGUGGUGUCGAGCUGCGCCUAACGCGCCUCCGAUUGCUUGGGCGCGCCUUCAUCGAUCUGCUGCAAUCGGCGAUCAUGCUGGAUGGGACGAUGACCUCCACAGAACCAAAGCGGAUCGCGAACCCGGACUGGGAUCGAUUUGAGGCGAAGCGGAAAGCUGAUGCACAUGCGACGAAUGAGGAGAAGCUCGCACUUGCACAGGUCGUGCUAUUGCGUACGAGGCUCAUAUGUCAAGUGUUGACUUAUACCCUCGAUUCGUUCCAUGGCAACGAGAUCAAAGAUCUUGUUGUGCUCAAGGACAGUCGCGAGCUGCAGAAGCGUCGGGCGAGCAAGACACCUGAAGAAAAGGAGAUUUACAAACGGAUGUAUGGGCUGAAACUUGCUAACGAGAUCAUGAGCGAGGAAGACGCUGGUAAAAAGGAACGUCUCAGCCACCGUCAAUUGACGUGUUCACGAACCGGCUGUCCGGCGAGGGUCGCAGAGCUUAACACCAAAGGCACCCCCGCCAUCAAGUUCCUGCGGUGCAGCCAAUGCUGGGUCAAGCUCAAGCGUCAGGUUUCAUAUUGCUCCCGAGAGUGUCAGAAGGAAGAUUGGUCGUUGAGACACAAAGCCAUCUGCGGGAAGGCGAUGGACUUUGAGAUGGCGUCGUCAGCCAGCAGCAGUCUCUCGGCCAUACUCAAGUCUUCCAACGUCGCACCGUCUGACAUCCUCGCCAAUCAGAUCGAGCUGUGCACCAGCACACCGUGUGCAGACUAUUUCAUCCUGUCGCCAGAGAAAUUCGAUUUCGAAGGGAUUUCGUUCGCCCACACUCCGUCCUUCUCCGUCGCAUUCCGCAAGUGCAGAGACCACGCAUUCGAGACGCGUGACCCGACGUCAUUGGCUCGCAUGGCGCACUUCUUGUGCUGGAGCUCGCUCGUCCCGGGUUCGGAACGGGCCGGCGUCACACCGAGGGUGAUCGUGGUCCAGCUUGCCAUGGAGUUUCAAACGUCGCCGGAGGGACUCAAUCUGGGUAUCCUGGGUAUGCAGAAGUUGCAGAAAGCUGAUCCGUGGAAGCGGCCUCCGCUUUUGCAUGGUACGCCACCUGAUGAUUGGGAAGAGGCUUGUGCUCCCGAGUGGAAGACCGUUGUUAUCAAUCUUAUCGAAAAGUGAGCAAUUGUUUGUAGAAUGGCCAAGUGUAUCGAUAGUUGUGUUGCGAUGAAUGUAGCUUUCUUGUAGUUUCUUGAUUCCCAGGUUUCAUUCGGGAGUCUAUCGAGGACUGAUAACUCAAGGCGAUCAUCCAAUAGAG